UCUCGGUUGGCAUCAGCAUCUCAGCUGCUGAGGUCACUUCCACAGGAACCAUGAAACUACACGUUUGCUUCGUAAUCAUGGCAUCCGCCCUGGCAGUGGCCGCGGAGGAGAAGACUAAGGAAACCUCGGUGGAGGACAAGAAGACUGACGGCAAAACAGGCAAGAGAGGGAUCUUCGAUUUCGGGUACGGUCAUGGUUGGGGACUUGCCCAAGGACACGGUCUGUCCCUUGGUAGCUUCGGCAGCUUCGGCGGCUUCGGAGGCUUCGAUCACGUGGGAGGAGCUGGAGGUUUCGAGCACCUGACCUUGCCAGAGCAACAUGAAGAGAAGCAUGAGGAGCACAUCAAGGCCAUCACCAUCACGAAGGAGGUCAAAGUCCCGGUGCCUCAACCCUACCCAGUUCAUGUCGAGAAGAAAGUUCCCUAUCCGGUCAAGGUCCCUGUUGAGGUUAAGGUGGAGAAGCCUUAUCCUGUACAUGUCCCAAAGCCCUACCCUGUUUACAUCGAGAAGAAAGUGCCCUAUCCCGUCGAGAAGAAAGUGCCGUACCCCGUCAAAGUCGAGGUUAAAGUGCCCGUUCCUGUCCCUCACCCAGUUCACGUCCCUAAGCCCUAUCCUGUCAAGGUCCCUGUCCCUAAGCCAUACCCAGUCAAGGUCCCAGUCUACAUCGAGAAGAAAAUCCCCAUAUACAUCAAGGAGCAUCAUCACGAUCAUCAUCACGGUGGCGAUAGCUUCGAGGGGUACCCAUGA
Messenger RNA from Cryptotermes secundus, 746 nucleotides. RefSeq names its product titin. The transcript is spliced from 2 exons. Bases 51 to 746 code for a protein of 231 amino acids. The record is from RefSeq and is a predicted model, not a curated record. Lineage: Eukaryota; Metazoa; Arthropoda; Insecta; Blattodea; Kalotermitidae.